UCCGUGGAAGGAGGGCUAUGAGUGGAUUUUUCUUUUUGUUUUUCUAAUUUACUGACAGAGAGGGCGAGGAGCGUGGUAAGGGAUGUCGUCGUACCUUCGCAUGCGUCUGUCUUUUAAGUAGUUUGGUUUGUUCAAGACAGAUUAUGGGUAGUUCCUGAAAACGACAGAAUGGGUCCCAAGGGAGUGUUUACAGUGCUGUUCAUGGCAGCCCUGAGCAGUAGCCAGCUUGCAAAGGUAGCAGCCUCUUACCCUGUUUCCGGGGCUGCGCUGAGUGAGUCGACAGAUGGCAGUACGAAGACGGGAGAGUGCACGUAUUCUGACUCUCUUGGAAAGCAGAUUCAGAUCAGAUACACAGAGACAGCCUCAGGGGAAGUAACGAUAACCUCUGGUAGUGGGUACUCUGGAGAUGGAAAAGAGGACCUUCGCAAGUGCCGUGAGGCAGCUGAACAGGCACGUAAGGAAGCAGAGAAGGCUGUUGAAGAACACAUGAAAUCCGUCACUGACUUGGACAAGAAUUUCAAGAAGCAGGAUGAGGAAUUGGAGAAGACUAUGAAGGAUCUUGAUGCACAGUUGCAGGAACAGCAUAGGAAGUUGCAGGACAGUCUCCAAAAGCAGCAGGAGCAGUUUCUGCAACAACAACAACAAUUUUUCUCCAGCAUAAUGUUCCCAUUCUCUGGAUAAGUUUGAAAGACUUGCUAGCACAUGUCUCCCUUAAAGUACAUGAAAAUAUAUAUUUUUUUUAUAUAUGCAUGUGCCUUGAUUUGUAUUUCACGCAAGCACGUUUAUUUAUUUUAUUUAUACAUUCUUACAAUACACACAGAUGAAAUGUACGUGAUUGUCACCAGCUACCAUAUACCUAUUUUAUAGCAAGGAAAUAUUUAUUUUGAAAGAAAAGUAGUUUACACAAACCAGAUGAUGUGCAAGACAGGCAUACAUAUUCAUACAUAACAACCAUAGCUUAUACUGAUGUAAUUUGUAUGCUUGAAAAGAACAGAGAUUAGUAAUGUUAUUUUCAAAAAUAUAUUUUCAUCAGAAUAUCUUAUAAAAGUAAAAGAUUUAAAAGUUUAAAGAAGAGAAGAAAAAAGCAGUUUCUAAAAUAGUAUCAGGAAAGCUCAUAAUAUUAAAAUCUGGUAGUAUGUUGUAACUCUAACAAAACAACGUGGUCUCUUUAUGCAACUAUGACUCUAAAGGAGAAAAGGUUACCAAUUCAGUUCAGUGUUGACAUAUCAAACCAAAGAUAAUUUACAAAGACCUCAGAUGGGCUACAUCACGGGUCAGCAAUCUAAGGCCCAUGAAGUUUUAACUCCCUGCUGUUUGUAAUUUUUGGACAUGAGAUUAUUGUUAAGAAAUAAUAUUCUUUCUUAAUUGGCCUUUAUUAUUGCUUUUUUUCUGAAUAUUGGCAGCUCACAGACAAGGUUUCUGGGGCCUAUUCAAACCAAGGUUGCUAACCCUAGGCCCAUGUAUUUAAUUUAUUAUUUAGAUAUAAAAGAUGUGUUGUAAUCAUUGUAUUUUAAGUUAUUUAUUUACAGUUGAAUAUAUAUUGGAAUCUAUAUUCAUUACAUUCCAAUUUUCUCUUCUUGCUUUCUUUUUUUUUUACAAUAUUCUAGGCUUACAAGUUAAUAUUUGCAUUUGAAGAUGUUUCUGUUUGCUAUUAGAUAUAUUUAAUUUUUAUGCUUUUACAAUCUUUAAUGAGAGUAUGGAAAGUUACAGAAGAGGAUAAGGAAAGAAAUGGGAGAUUUCUGUUCCUUCAAAUAAAGGAAUCACAGAG
Penaeus indicus is the source of this 1768-nucleotide messenger RNA. RefSeq names its product plasminogen-binding group A streptococcal M-like protein PAM. The transcript has 4 exons. NCBI's taxonomy places the organism in Eukaryota, Metazoa, Arthropoda, Malacostraca, Decapoda, Penaeidae. The record is from RefSeq and is a predicted model, not a curated record. Bases 169 to 681 code for a protein of 170 amino acids.